Paramecium primaurelia is the source of this 511-nucleotide messenger RNA. NCBI's taxonomy places the organism in Eukaryota, Ciliophora, Oligohymenophorea, Peniculida, Parameciidae. The record is from the annotation of a GenBank genome assembly.
AAAAUAUGAACAACAAUAAGACAAUGAAAAUUAAAAAAUCAACAGAAAAAGGAUUUGAUCUUGAAUCCUGCUUCUAAAAAAGUGAGACAGAUCACUAAGACGGUUAUAUAAAGGAUGCUGAUUAUUAUUUUGAUUCAUAUUCACAUUUUAGUAUUCAUGAAGAAAUGCUUAAAGAUAAGAUCAGAACAAAAGCUUAUUAAAAUGCCAUAAUUAAGAACAAAGUAAAUAUCAUAUAUUAAAUGUGUAGCAACUUUUUCAAAAUAAAAUAGUUUUAGAUGUAGGAGCUGGAACAGGCAUUCUUUCAAUUUUUGCUGCUUAAGCUGGAGCAAAGCAUGUUUAUGCAGUUGAGAAUGCUAACAUUGCAAUUCAUGCAAAAAAGAUUAUAAGUGAAAAUGGACUUAGUGAAAAAAUUACUAUUGUAAAAGGAAAGAUAGAAGAAAUUGAAUUACCUGUUGAAAAGGUGGAUAUCAUCAUUUCUGAAUGGNUUAAUAUUUUAUUUCCAAAAAAAUGA